This is a messenger RNA of Westerdykella ornata, 2650 nucleotides long. RefSeq names its product Pkinase-domain-containing protein. The transcript is spliced from 7 exons. NCBI's taxonomy places the organism in Eukaryota, Fungi, Ascomycota, Dothideomycetes, Pleosporales, Sporormiaceae. The coding region runs from base 174 to 2462 and encodes 762 amino acids. Gene Ontology annotation, molecular function: cyclin binding; cyclin-dependent protein serine/threonine kinase activity; ATP binding. Gene Ontology annotation, biological process: regulation of G2/M transition of mitotic cell cycle; G1/S transition of mitotic cell cycle; regulation of gene expression. The record is from RefSeq and is a predicted model, not a curated record. Gene Ontology annotation, cellular component: cyclin-dependent protein kinase holoenzyme complex; cytoplasm; nucleus.
CCGGUAACAAAGGCUGUUCUCAACCUACGCCCUUGCUUCCUCCUCGCCGAUAACAUACUAACCCGCAGGUCACUCAGAUAGUCGCUCUCUUGCGUGUUAUUUACACUUUUGGGGGUCUUGAUUCGCUGCCAAAGGAUCUCGGACACCAGCAAUUCCCCGCGUAAGCCACCGUCAUGGAGAACUAUCAGAAGAUGGAAAAGAUUGGGGAGGGAACCUACGGCGUCGUCUACAAAGCUCGCGAUCUCACAACCAAGGACAAUAGGAUUGUCGCCCUCAAGAAGAUCCGCCUGGAGGCCGAGGAUGAAGGCGUUCCCUCAACCGCUAUCCGAGAGAUCUCGCUCCUCAAGGAGAUGAACGACCCCAACAUUGUCCGCCUUCUGAACAUCGUGCAUGCCGACGGCCAUAAGCUCUACCUCGUCUUCGAAUACCUCGAUCUCGAUCUCAAGAAGUACAUGGAGGCGCUCCCGGUGAGCCAGGGUGGGCGUGGGAAGCCUCUACCUGAGGGUUCAGGUCCUGCCCUCAAGUCGUUGGGUUUGGGCCCCGAGAUGGUGAAGAAGUUUAUGGGUCAGCUCUGCCAGGGUGUUCGGUAUUGCCAUGCUCAUCGAGUGCUUCACCGCGAUUUGAAGCCCCAGAAUCUCCUGAUUGACAAGGAUGGCAACCUCAAGUUGGCUGAUUUUGGUCUGGCGCGUGCCUUUGGCGUCCCGCUACGCACAUAUACUCACGAGGUGGUCACGUUAUGGUACCGUGCUCCCGAGAUUCUGCUGGGUGGUCGGCAGUACUCGACAGGCGUCGAUAUGUGGUCGGUCGGCUGCAUCUUCGCCGAGAUGUGCACCCGCAAGCCUUUGUUCCCAGGUGACUCUGAAAUUGACGAGAUCUUCAAGAUCUUCCGGGUACUUGGAACCCCAGACGAACAGGAGUGGCCCGGCGUGACAUCCUUCCCCGACUUCAAGUCUUCAUUUCCCAAGUGGAAACGCACCGACAUUGCGACCAUAGUCACCAACCUGGACGACGCAGGCUUGGAUCUUCUGGAUGCUAUGCUUGUCUACGACCCGGCUGGACGCAUAUCAGCCAAGCAGGCGGUCCAGCAUCCCUACUUCACCGGCUCAAACGGAUACGGCGGGCGUAUGAAUAGCGGAAACGGCGUCAUAGGCGUUUUAUUUUGGCUCCGCAACCAGACCUUAGACUACUCCUUUGCACACCUCACAUCGUCUCAGAUGCCACCACAAGCCCCCGAACUUCUUCCUACACACGAAGGCCCACGCCUCAUCGUCUACGCUCAGACCUUUCACGAUGAAGAUGGCCAUUACCAUUCAUUGCUCCCGCUCAUAACAGAGAAGACCGGCAUUACGCAUGUUAUUGUAGCCGCCAUACAUAUCAAUGAGGAUCCCGACAAGAUUACUCUAAAUGAUCACCCGCCAGAGGACAAGCGCUACUACACGCUAUGGAGCGAAGUAAAAUGGCUUCAGGGCCACGGCGUCAAGGUGCUGGGUAUGUUGGGUGGCGCCGCGAAGGGCAGUUAUGAGCGUCUGACGGGGAGUGAGGAGCAGUUCGAGCGCUACUACACGCCGCUCAAACGCCUCAUCCAGAUCCACGCCCUCUCGGGCCUCGACCUCGACAUCGAAGAACCCGUGCCGCUCUCCACGCCCUCCCGCCUCAUCACCCGUCUCCGCGCAGACUUCGGCCCAGAAUUCCUCAUCACCAUGGCCCCCGUAGCCACCGCCCUCCUCCCGGACCCAAACAUCCCUCCCCACUUGCGCCCGCCGCGCCCCAUGCUCGCAAGUCCAGGAACCACGCCGAACCCCCUGCACAAGACGCUCCCGCACCUCAGCGGCUUCAGCUACCCGGCGCUCGAGUGCAGCGCCGCAGGGCAGGAGGUAGCGUGGUACAACGCGCAGUUCUACUGCGGGUGGGGCGACGCGCGGAGCACGGCGUGGUACGAGGCCAUCAUCGCGGCCGGGUGGGCGCCUGAGCGCGUGGUCCUGGGCGUGGUGACGAAUCCGCGGAAUGGGGCCGGGUUCGUCGACGUGCAGAGGUUGAGCGAGGUGGUGGGCGAGUUGAGGAGGAAGUAUUCCGGGGUGGGCAAGGGGUUUGGUGGGGUUAUGGGGUGGGAGUAUUUUAAUGGCGGCGAGUCCGAGGAGGAUUUGGAGGCUGUCACGGAGCCUGAGGUCGGGUGUGAGACGCUGAGGGCUGGGUGGGUGGGUGUGUUGGGGAGGGUGUUGAGGACGAGGGAUGUCGUCGCUGGUGGUGGGGGGCAGCAGGUCGGUGGGGUGGGGAAUGUUGCGUCGGAGGAGGAAAUCAGACGGAUUGUCGAGAGUUUACCGGGCGCGGAGGUGCCGUGGCCGGAGGAGAAGAUUCAGGGGUUGGUGGCAAUUGGGUUUGAGAGGCAUGAAGCGGUCGCGGCGCUGAACGCUACGGACGGCGAUGUCGAUCUCGCUGCCGGUUUCCUGUUUGAUCAUAGGUAGGCGGGAGCUUUUUGGUAGUGGAUCAAAGGUGGAGUUGGGCAAAGUACCAGCAACAUGAUUGAGGUGCGAGUAGAACGAAGAGAUACCCAACGAGGCAGGCAUGACGAGCGAAAUCUCAACGUAUGAUAGAUAAUGGGAAUGACAGAAUUAUAGGUAAUGGACCACGAUCCAAAAUUACGAGCAGCGCU